Messenger RNA from Cornus florida, 639 nucleotides. RefSeq lists its product as uncharacterized. Bases 1 to 639 code for a protein of 212 amino acids. The record is from RefSeq and is a predicted model, not a curated record. Lineage: Eukaryota; Viridiplantae; Streptophyta; Magnoliopsida; Cornales; Cornaceae. The transcript has a single exon.
AUGACUACUUCAUCCAAAAAAAGGGAUGCAACUGGUCUUUUGGGGUUGUCUACUAUACAAAAGAUAACAACUGCAAUACAUAUACUUGUAUAUGGUUGUGCAGCCGAUCAUUGUAAGGCUGUUGUUGGUGUGUAUGGGGAAGAGUACAUACACCCACCCAACGAAGCUGACAUAGCACGAUUACUUCGAGAAGGGGAGGAGAGAAGAUUCCUGGGUAUGCUUGGCUCUAUCGACUGUAUGCACAAGGAGUGGAAGAAUUGUCGGGUGGCGUGGCAUGGCGCAAACAAAGGACGCUCUUAUACGCCUACGCUCAUAUUAGAAGAGGUUGCCUCAAAAGAUUUGUGGAUCUGGCAUGCAUUCUUUGGAAUGCUGGGUUCACACGAUGAUAUUAAUGUGCUGGAUCAUUCUUCGGUAUUCGACAAUAUCGUUACUGGCCAAAUUCCUCCGGUUAAUUUUAUUAUGAAUGGCCAUUACCAUAAAAUAGGGUAUUACCUAUCUGAUAGUAUAUACCCUAAGUGGGCAACUAUGAUGCAGAUCAUCCCGCACCCAACUACAACAAAAGAAAAACUUUUUGCUCAGAGACCAGAGGCCUAUAGGAAAGAUGUGGAACGAGUUUUCGUGGUCUUACAGAUCAAGUGA